Messenger RNA from Dichomitus squalens LYAD-421 SS1, 520 nucleotides. RefSeq lists its product as uncharacterized. Bases 22 to 264 code for a protein of 80 amino acids. The record is from RefSeq and is a predicted model, not a curated record. The transcript has 4 exons. Lineage: Eukaryota; Fungi; Basidiomycota; Agaricomycetes; Polyporales; Polyporaceae.
GCGAUCUUCACGUUGACAUUCAUGAAGUGGUACCAGGAACGGCUGGCUAGUACGCGUAUAUCGGUAAGGACCCAGGCGCUCCUCCGUGGCUUACAGUAUUGUUUAGUUCCAGGUGCGACCCGCAGUAAUCUGCUCACGGUGAUGUACCAUGACGGAGCCUUGGCCUACCUGGUCGUGAAAGCGGUCUGGAUUGCCAACUUACUGAUGACAGUCCUCGCACCAGUGAGUCAGCCGCUCUCACACGCAUCGAUGGAUCUGGCAUGAUCUUCGUCGUCUUCAGGUGGAACUAUCCACAUCCUUGAUGAUGCCUCUCCGUAUCGUGCAUAGUACCGUGUGCACGAGGGUGCUACUGAACAUCCGCAAAUUUGCCGCUGCUCGACGUCGUGGCGGGACCAGUCUGGAGCAGUCAAGAGCAUGGGACCUGGCCGCCCAAUCCUGUCCCUUUCCCGGAGAGGACAGACACGACCCCCCAACUCAUGAAGACCAACCAAUACCACCAGCACCGAGACCGAUGAUGAUC